Messenger RNA from Striga hermonthica, 1158 nucleotides. The record is from the annotation of a GenBank genome assembly. NCBI's taxonomy places the organism in Eukaryota, Viridiplantae, Streptophyta, Magnoliopsida, Lamiales, Orobanchaceae.
AUGCUGAAGACGUCAUUCUUUCCUUCCCGAGAAAGUGCUCUUGGUGUCUCUUCCCUAUCAUCAUCUAUCAAGUUAUCAUCUGCUAGAGGAGCCACUUAUUCUAGGAUAAAUAUGGAACUUUCAAUCACACGUCCCGAUGACUGGCAUCUCCAUUUGCGUGAUGGUGAACUUCUUGAAGCAGUUGCCCCUCACAGUGCGAAUUGCUUUGGAAGAGCUAUAGUGAUGCCAAACUUGAGACCUCCCAUCACCACAACAGCUGCAGCCAUGGCCUACCGCCAGUCAGUUCUGAAAGCUCUCCCAGCAAAUAGUGACUUCACUCCCUUGAUGACCCUUUAUUUGACGGACAACACCAGCCCUAACGAGAUUAAAUUAGCUAGAGAGAGUGGAGUUGUAUUUGGUGUGAAGUUGUAUCCAGCUGGCGCUACUACGAAUUCUCAAGAUGGUGUGACAGAUCUAUUCGGAAAGUGUUUACCUGUUCUAGAGGAAAUGGUUCAGCAAAACAUGCCCUUAUUGGUGCACGGAGAAGUAACAAGUUCUGAUGUCGAUGUGUUUGACCGUGAAAAAGUCUUCAUUGACACGGUUCUUAUCCCCUUAACUCAAAAGCUUCCACAGCUGAAGAUUGUCAUGGAGCAUAUUACCACUAUGGAUGCUGUAAACUUUGUCGAGUCUUGCAAUGAAGGAUUUGUUGCGGCAACUGUCACGCCGCAACAUCUCGUUUUGAACAGAAACUCCAUAUUCCAAGGAGGACUGCAGCCUCACAAUUAUUGUCUUCCAGUACUAAAACGAGAGACACAUAGACGUGCAAUUGUGUCGGCUGUCACAAGCGGAAGUAAACGAUUUUUCCUCGGUACCGAUAGUGCUCCUCAUGAAAGAAGAAGAAAAGAGUCUGCUUGUGGAUGUGCAGGAAUAUAUAAUUCCCCUAUAGCCUUGUCGGUUUAUGCCAAGGUCUUCGAAGAGGCUGGUGCACUGGACAAGCUAGAAGGAUUUACGAGCUUUAACGGACCCGACUUCUACAAUCUCCCUAGAAACAAGUCAAAGAUCAAGUUGACGAAAACCUCCUGGAAAGUACCUUCUUCGUUUUCUUUCACAUGGGGCGAAAUUGUUCCCAUGUUUGCUGGUGAGACACUCGAGUGGAAUAUUUCGAACACUUCAAGUUAG